This is a messenger RNA of Osmerus eperlanus (European smelt), 866 nucleotides long. RefSeq lists its product as uncharacterized. The coding region runs from base 50 to 592 and encodes 180 amino acids. The transcript has 9 exons. The record is from RefSeq and is a predicted model, not a curated record. Lineage: Eukaryota; Metazoa; Chordata; Actinopteri; Osmeriformes; Osmeridae.
ACCUCGUUUGCGUUUCGCACUUUAGAACCUCCACACAGCCUAAGAAACCAUGUCAAAUUUAGUUUAUGAUGAGCCUCAUUGUUUAUUAAAGACUUGGAUUGCACUGAAGAGACUAGACCAAAAUGAUGAACGAGUCAUUGCCCUGAGGGAGGUGUCCAUUCCUAAGGGGACAGAUGUCACUUCUGUUAAACAGAUUGUAGCCAGUAAUUUUGGAUUCAGUUUAGCAAAUAGGGCAUUGAAGUUGAGGAACCACAGAGGCUGUCUGAUUCCACUCAACAGCUCUAUCCCUGCGAACAGCAAGCACAUGCCCUAUGUGCUGGAGGUGGCAAAGAUAUUCCAGCAUGUUUCUCCAAAACCAAGAACAACUGCCACGACAGAGAUCAAUAAAAGCAUGAAGACAAGACUACAGAGUAUUGUCAGGAAGAUUGAAAGACUUGACGAGCUUCUUCCUCAAAUCCAAUUAAGACGUCAUGACAAAUUCAACCAGGAGAUUGAGUUGUUGACCCAGAAGCUGAGAUUCCUUCAUAAGAGAAUGCAGGUGGCAGAGGCUCAUGGCUGGAGGGGCAUGCUUGUCAGAACCCCUAUGUGGUAAACUGAAGAACACAUUGACCCCACAUCUCAGGUUCUCACCACACAUCCAUGCCUUUGUAUGAAUAAUGAUGUAGUAGCAAAGUAGCCACAGGUUGGAUUUAUGAGUCAGUUAUGACCAUCAGCUGUAACUUUGUCAUUUUUUGUAGAUAAAUGAUAUACUUAAUUUCAUAGAACAUGGUUAUGAAAUGUUACUAUAAGCAUUAUUUUAGUUUGUAAUAUUGUCACAAUAGUUUAAAUAAAAACAGAUGACAGGUUUGCUUUAUUCCUCUCAAUAA